AUGCCUCCUGCGGGAAGUAUCCAGCGUCCUACGGGAGACGCAGGGCGACGACUAAAAGCGUCCGUUUGGAGACGCAGCCCACUAAAAAAGCGUCCUAAGGGAGACGCAGGGUGCGCCAGGAAUUUCUUAAAAGGAGGUCUCCAUGCCUCCUGCGGGAAGUAUCCAGGUUCCUAUCCGUUUCCUAAGGGAGGCAGGAUAGCCACACAGUUGCCCAUAAGUAGCGUCAUUCGGGAGACGCAGGGCGACGACCAAGUCAUCCUAAGGGAUAUGCAGAACACGUUCGAAGUCCUUCAAGGGGAACCCCAGCACUCAUGA
Molecule: messenger RNA, 315 nt
Organism: Prunus armeniaca (apricot)
Lineage: Eukaryota; Viridiplantae; Streptophyta; Magnoliopsida; Rosales; Rosaceae
Source: the annotation of a GenBank genome assembly